UCUCGAAGCAAAGCUAAUUGCUCCAAACCGUUUUCGAGUCAUAAACCAACACAUCUCCUAUCAAAAUGAAGUCUGCCAUCUUUGCCUCCCUCAUCGCCACCGCUGCUGCUUUCGCUCCUGCCCAGCAAAAGGCUGCCUCCACCUCCCUCAAUGCCUUCGAGGACGCCCUUGGAGCUCAGCCCCCGCUUGGAUUCUUCGAUCCCCUCGGCCUCGUUGAAAGCGGUGAUCAAGAACAAUUCGAUCGUCUUCGAUUUGUUGAAAUCAAGCACGGACGUAUUGCGAUGCUUGCCUUCCUAGGACAAAUCACCACCCGAUACGGAGUCCACCUUCCUGGUGACAUCGACAAGUCCGGUGACGCGUUCGCUUCCUUCCCCAACGGAUGGGCCGCCAUCCAGGGCCCUGACGCCAUCCCCGGAGGAGGUUUGGCACAGAUUCUUGCCUUCAUCGCUGUUUUGGAACUGUCCAUCAUGAAGGAUAUCACCGGAGGAGAAUUCGUCGGUGACUUCCGUAACGACUACAUCGAUUUCGGAUGGGACAAGUUCAGCGAAGAAGCUAAGCUCUCGAAGCGUGCCAUUGAAUUGAACAACGGACGUGCCGCCAUGUUCGGAAUCCUCGGGCUUAUGGUCCACGAGCAACUCGGAGGAUCCGUCCCAAUCGUCGGAGAACUCUAAAUGCGUCAGUCUCCCGUUUGCAGCUAUGAUAAAUGUGACCCCUAACGUGGGGCGUCGCUUGCAUCUAUGGAACUUCUACUGGUAGAGAUACGCAAAAGCAUAAGUCACGACUAGCCCGGGUGUUAUCUUCAUCCGAGCUUUGUGAACGUGUACAUUAAUAUUUAAUCUACAUCCUCUUCUACGACGCAUCGUUGUAUCAUCAUGCCCCUUUAGUUUUAACUGGUACGUACCUUUAGAUAGCACCUACUUGUAACCAUGUUUCGUCAGGGAAUUUACGCUACGGGUACCAGCGAUCGUACGUACGUGCUCAAGGCCUGCAACGAUGGAUGAUUCCUAGCUUUCCCAAUAGAGCUAUUAAAGGCAAGCCCCGUAGUGGCAAGUUAUUGGCAAUUCCCCGGGUGUCAAUUUUUUCUCAUUUUCCCUACUUUUUUUCCCCUCUCCCCCCCCCCUCCAAACAAAAAAACUAUGUCACAAAAUAUUUCUAUUAGUGCUCCUUACUACUGGGGAUAUAAAAUCAGUGGUUACUACUUGAGAAUUAAUAUUAGUGCUUACUACUGGAUCACCUCUCGCAGCACUAACAGAAUCCCCUUACCCAGCAGUUCGCAGUGUUCACUACUAUGGCAUCCCAACUAGUAAGUAGUAAUGGAGGUGAUCCAGUAGUAAGCACUAAUAUUAAUUCUCAAGUAGUAACCACUGAUUUUAUAUCCCMAGUAGUAAGGAGCACUAAUAGAAAUAUUUUAGGACC
Messenger RNA from Pseudo-nitzschia multistriata, 1416 nucleotides. The record is from the annotation of a GenBank genome assembly. Lineage: Eukaryota; Bacillariophyta; Bacillariophyceae; Bacillariales; Bacillariaceae.